AUGGCGCGGUGCGGGUGCGGGGCCCGGCUGUGCUGCUGCUGCUGCGGCGAGCGGGAGAGCCGCACCCCCGAGGAGCUGACAAUCCUUGGAGAAACUCAUGAAGAGGAGGAUGAGAUCCUUCCACGCAAAGACUAUGAGAGCUUGGAUUAUGAUCGCUGUAUCAAUGACCCAUACUUGGAAAUUUUGGAGAGCAUGGACAACAAGAAAGCCCAGAGAUAUGAAGCAGUGAAGUGGGUGCUGGUUUUUGCUAUUGGAGUCUGUACAGGACUGGUGGGCCUCUUUGUGGAUUUCUUCGUGCGGCUCUUUACCCAGCUCAAGUUUCAGGUGGUACAAAGCUCGGUGGAGGAAUGCACUGAGAAAGGCUGCCUUGCACUGUCCUUGUUGGAGCUGCUGGGGUUCAACUUGACCUUUGUUUUUCUUGCCAGUCUUCUGGUCCUGAUACAACCUGUAGCAGCUGGCUCAGGAAUUCCUGAAAUUAAGUGCUACCUCAAUGGAGUGAAGGUUCCAGGGGUUGUGCGUCUGCGGACAGUGGUGUGCAAAGCUACAGGAGUGCUCUUCAGUGUGGCAGGAGGUCUUUUUGUCGGGAAGGAGGGUCCGAUGAUUCACAGUGGUGCUGUCGUGGGUGCUGGCUUGCCACAGUUCCAGAGCAUUUCUUUGAGGAAGAUCCAGUUUAACUUUCCCUAUUUCCGCAGUGACAGGGAUAAAAGGGAUUUUGUAUCUGCUGGAGCAGCUGCAGGGGUUGCAGCUGCUUUUGGAGCCCCAAUUGGAGGCACUCUCUUUAGUUUGGAAGAAGGUUCCUCCUUCUGGAACCAGGGACUUACAUGGAAAGUGCUUUUCUGUUCCAUGGCUGCCACCUUCACCCUAAAUUUUUUCCGCUCUGGGAUUCAGUUUGGAAGCUGGGGGUCUUUCCAGCUCCCUGGGCUGCUGAACUUCGGGGAGUUUAAGUGCUCUGAGUCUGAUAAGAAAUGCCACCUCUGGACAGCUGUGGACUUGGGCUUCUUCAUUCUGAUGGGGAUUGUAGGAGGCCUUCUUGGAGCCACCUUUAACUGCCUGAACAAGAGACUUGCUAAGUACCGCAUGCGCAAUGUGAAUCCCAAGCCAAAGCUGGUCAGAGUCCUGGAGAGCUUGCUUGUGUCGUUGACCACCACCGUCGUGGUCUUCGUAGCCUCCAUGGUUCUGGGGGAAUGCCGGCAGAUGUCUUCCAGCAGGCGCAGUGGCAAUGACACCCUGAGCCUGCAGGAUGUAUCAGAGGAUGUAAAUUCAAGCAUCAAAACCUUUUUUUGCCCAAAUGAAACGUAUAAUGAUAUGGCCACGCUUUUCUUCAACCCUCAGGAGUCAGCUAUCCUGCAGCUCUUCCACCAGGAGGGUACUUUCAGCCCAGUCACCCUAUCCCUGUUCUUCCUUCUCUAUUUCUUACUCUCCUGCUGGACAUAUGGGAUCUCUGUGCCCAGUGGUCUGUUUGUACCAUCACUGCUUUGUGGGGCUGCCUUCGGACGCCUGGUCGCCAACCUCCUCAAAAGUUAUAUCGGCCUCGAUCACAUCUACUCAGGAACCUUUGCACUGAUCGGGGCAGCAGCGUUCCUGGGAGGAGUGGUCCGCAUGACCAUCAGCCUGACCGUCAUCCUCAUCGAGUCCACCAACGAGAUCACUUAUGGGCUCCCCAUAAUGAUCACCCUCAUGGUAGCCAAGUGGACAGGAGACUUUUUCAACAAAGGCAUCUAUGACAUCCACGUGAACUUGCGAGGAGUGCCUCUUCUGGAGUGGGAAACUGGGGUGGAAAUGGAUAAACUACGAGCCAGUGACAUCAUGGAACCCAACCUGACGUACGUGUACCCACACACCCGGAUCCAGUCCCUUGUCAGCAUCCUGCGCACAACUGUCCAUCAUGCCUUCCCUGUGGUGACAGAGAAUCGGGGCAAUGAGAGGGAGUUCAUGAAGGGAAAUCAACUGAUAAGUAACAACAUCAAAUUCAAGAAAUCCAGCAUUCUCACCCGAGCUGGAGAGCAGCGCAAGCGUAGCCAGUCCAUGAAGUCCUACCCUUCAAGUGAGCUGCGUAACAUGUGUGACGAGCACAUAGCAACAGAGGAGCCUCCCGAAAAGGAGGAUCUGCUGCAGCAGAUGCUGGAGAGAAGAUACACUCCUUACCCCAACCUGUACCCUGACCAGUCUCCCAGUGAGGAGUGGACCAUGGAGGAGCGCUUCAGACCCCUGACCUUCCAUGGCUUGAUCCUGCGCUCACAGCUGGUCACCCUUCUUGACCGUGGGGUUUGCUACUCCGAGAGCCAGUCGAGUGCAAGUCAGCCCCGUCUGUCCCAUGCAGAGAUGUCAGAGGAUUAUCCCCGCUACCCAGAUAUCCAUGAUCUGGACCUGACAUUGCUGAAUCCUCGUAUGAUAGUGGAUGUCACCCCAUACAUGAACCCAUCACCCUUUACUGUCUCCCCAAAUACUCAUGUGUCACAAGUCUUCAACCUGUUCAGGACAAUGGGACUCAGGCAUUUACCCGUUGUGAAUGCAGUUGGAGAGGUUGUUGGGAUAAUCACUCGGCACAACCUGACCCAUGAAUUCCUGCAGGCAAGACUGAGGCAGCACUAUCAGACCAUCUGAUGGCCCUGCCCUCUGUCACUGUGGCUUCCUCCCUCCUCCAAGCCUACACACAUGCUCGUGUUCUGCUGGGGCCACACAAGGCCCAGGUCCUGCCCUUCGGCUUCUCACAUGCAUAUCAAGCCUGGGGAACUGGAAAACAUCUUGCUAGCCAGAGAAUUAGAGGAGCUGCCUGAGCCCAGAGCUGUUGAUUAGCCUCAGGCACUUGGUUUGACAACUCUUGAUCCAGGUGUUUUCUUCCCCUGUCCCCGUUAUCUCCUUCCAUCAGAUGUUGUCCUGACACUGCGUGGUCUGCCAUUUUGAUUUGGGGUUUUCCAAAGAAUUGGAAAAAAGAACCAUUUCUCUCCACUGUGUCCUCGGCAAAGAACUGCAGCAUCUUUCCCUUCCUCCUGUAUGAUUCCCUUUUCCUCUUCCUCCCUUGUUCCUGCAACUAUUGCCUUAUUUGUGUGAGAAGAGAGUUGCUGAGAGGAGAUACUGAAGUUUGCAGAUAUCAAAUAGCUGCUCUGGAGGAUGGUUUCUUGCAAAACCAGUAUUAAAAAAUCCAGGAUUUUGGGAAUAUACCUGUCUUUGCAAGUGUUCCCCUUUGGCCAUGUUUUUUCACUCUGGCUUCUUUUGUUCUUAAUUUCUCUCCUUCUUUCAUGGGGAAAUGUUUCUGCUGUAAUGUUUUUGACAUCAGAUGACUUUUGAGAGCAGCUCAGCAGAUUUGGAAUUCAAAAUGGUUACAUUUCAGAUACUGUUUAGGUUUAUGAAUACUUAAUACAUUUGCACAGCAUCUCAGGGAAGGGAGACCUCUUUCCUCUUAGCUGUUGCUGUUUAUUUCCCUAUAAGAGACUCUUCAAAGAUACUUGGUGGCACUCCACUUUGACAUUCCUGCAUUUCUUUGCAAUUGUAGGCACUUUGUCCUUGCACUGCUCAAACAAUGAGAGCCUGGGGCACCUUUCCAGGUGGAGUCAGAGACCAGGGAUCUCCACAUCCUCAGAGCAUGGAGAAGUGUUGCUUUCUGGAGGCAAAUAGAACUGAUGGUCUGUGGGCUUGGUUGAAUUAUCUCUGUGUCAUGAGAGGAGCUGCUGUAGUUUCAGACUGCUAUGAGGAGGGAUACUUGGUGCUGCUGGCUAAGGCAGGAUCUCCUGCAGGUGAUAUGUGGGGCUCUCUGUGCUCUAAAAAUGCUUGGGAUAAUGUUUGCUACUGCAGCAAUCUGUAAGGGUAAAAUCAGCACUUAGGAGCCAGUUGCAGCCAGUUCAGUGCUUUAGCAAGUACCAUCCUGGCCAGCACCUGUAUUGUUCCAGCAGGCACCUGCCCUCCUGAGUUCUCUGUGCAGAUAACCCUCAGUGGGAAGCCAGUGCUGUGCCUCAGGGACUGCAGAGCUGAUUGCCUUGAUAAAGCACAGAGCAUUCUCUUAGCCAAGUUACAUGGGGAAUGUAUUCCAGAAAAGCUACACAGCCUCUGAGCCCUCCAGUUAACCUGUUGUCUGCCAUAAGGAGCUGGCUAGGUGGGAACUGGGACAGAAGAAAGGCAGAUUUUGUUGAUUUUCUGUCUUUCCUUAGAGCAUAGAAGUUGGCAUCAGCUACUGCUCUUGAUUUGCCAGUUCUUUCCCUGUAAGUAGAGUAAGGAUAUUUGUUCUGUCUGGAUAGUCUGUGCAGGUGUUGUCCAAAAUGCCUGUGUUCCCUGAGCUCUGGUUUUCCACUGAGCUAUCCCAGGAAACUUCCAGUGCCCGUUUGCACUCCCUGAAGCUGGACUCUAGGCUUGAAAUAUGCUUAUGUUAGGCUACCUUUCAUUCAAAGGAUCUGUGCUCCUGGGUAGUUACGAAUCACAGAAAUCCUGUUUUUGUGGGAUUUCAGAUCACUCAUGUGGAAUUGGCAAUCCUGUACUGUUAGAACACCUGUCAAGAAUGUCCUGUGUCUCCCCAUGACAAAUGUUUUUCCUCUUGCUCAUGUUGAAUGAGUGUGUGUGGAAGGGAAGGUUCCUUUUCCUCCUGCACAUGAAUUAGGGCUCCUUAGGUUGUUUGCCUUGAGCUGGUCCUGUUUUAUUUCUGUACACAAACAGCAGGGUAUUUUGCUGCAGGAUGUCUUUGUCAUUGCUGCUGAGGCUAGGGUUGGGCAAUCCAGACAAGUCAGGCUGGAGAAUCUUGUCAAGGUUUUUCUGGGCACAGGAUGCUUCCCUAUGAGAAGCACUUUGCCUUCAACCUGUUGGCAGCACUGUCUGCUCCGCCUGGGCAUCUUAUUCAAAUGUUUCAGCUAGAAAACACACUCUUUCAUUUUUUCAGUGAAGAAGUUUUCAGUGAGGAUGGUGGGGGACCCUGUCAGCUGCUUUAAAGGGAAAUCUCAGCAUGCAGUUACUGUUCUGUAGCCUGCAUAAAAGGAAUUACAAGUUCAGUUGACAUUUGGAGAUGCAGCAUUUCCCUUCUGAGGAGGACUGAUGCCAAGGGGCUUGUAUUGAAUCAGUCUUUUCUCACACUUUGGUUACUUAAUUCCUUUUUUACAACACACUUACUGCUUCUACCGUGGCUCUGGUUGCUAGGUGAUUUAGCAAGAAACUUAACUCUAACACUGGUGCCUGUAACAUUUUAACAGAGCAACACUAAGGGAAAAAUAACCCAGAUCUGGGUUGGUUCUGGUGGCAAGGUUAGGGGGUUAGUCUGGAUCCUUCUCCCUUGCCUAGUGGUUUCCUGUGCAGUGUUAAUUAUGCAGUUUUGAAUUAUUAAUUACUGUGAACAAUUCCAGUAGUAGCAACUUACCUUUCCAUUUGUUUUUUUUUUCUUUUUGCACUUUUGUUAUGAAAUGAUGUAAGCUAAUUCCAUGGUGUGUGAAUAUAAAUUGUAUUUUUUUUAAUUUGUAUGAGUAUAUUUUUAUUUGAACUAUGGCACUUGGGAAGUAUUCAUGUAGCUGUAACAUGUCUGAGAGUAAAAUAUUUGUGUGUCUCCUGCAGCACUUUCAAAGCCUUUUGAUGUUUCUAGUAUUGUUUUAUUUUUGCUCUUUGUGAUAAUAAAACUAGUAGAACAUGGCAACAUCCAAGAGCAUGAUUUGAGGUCGUUGAGUAGUUGCUAUUUAUGAGCUGUCUGGAUCUAACAGUUUGUACAGAAUAUGCUCUUAGGCUAGGCAGAGAGGAUUGGCUGUGGUCCAUUAGGUUGUGACCACUGUAGUUCCACAUUCUCACAGUAGCUGUUUCAAAGGAGGGAAUUGCCAUAUUUAAUAAGGAGCUAAAUUGUGCACAUUGUGCUACUUUUUUUACCUGAGCACUCACCUUCCUCCCAGUAAGUUAGUGAAUGAGUUUAGACUACAGUGUGGCACCUCUUGUUUUACAGUUGGCUUCUCCAGGGUGUGAAAGAUCUUAAUUUCAUCUUUAAUGUUUAUUUAGUUUAUGGCUAUCCUUUCUACUUUGUCCUGCUGUCUGCCUUACAGAAAAGAAUUUGUGACAAUUUUUGAGCUUUUAUCACAUGCUUACAGGUCAAAAAAUAUAAGUCCAGUCUUUGAGCACUGUAGAAAUACCUGACCCAAAAAGCUUGUUGCCCUUCCAUGUUUCUAUGCAUCAGGGGGCUGUGUAGUAGCUCUCUGAGGCACUCUAACACAGAGUUAGCCAGCAGCUUGUCUGGCUCCUUCCCUCUGGCUCUCCCUUGUUGGGUAUUAAAUGCCAGGAAAAGCCUGAGAUAGGUAAAACCAUCUCUUGGGAGGGAAUGGCAGAAAAUUGAUAUGAGGAGCUAAAGAAGUGCCACGGAAGUCCUAACUAAGCAAGGAAUAGGAAGGAUCCCCUAGCAGGGGUGGGAAGGAGUCAUCAGGAAAAAAGGGCUGGGUGAACUCUGCUUCAGCUCUGUGCUGCCUUUGGUUGUAAAUGCAGGAAGUUAGGAGGGAAUAGGAGAGGUUUAUAGACUUUUAGAAUCCUAUAAACUCUUGGGUUUAUAGACUCCUUGAAUCCAACCAUGUGUCACUACUCUGUAACGACACACUGGGGCUCUAGCAGAAAAUAAGUAAGUGGUGUUCAGUGAAAUUAUUAUUAUUUUGUUUAUAUUUGCUUUGCUAGCAGGAUACAAGCUGCCUCUUCAGUGUGUGUGCAUUCCCAGUUGUGGAUCAUGCAGCAUGCACUGGAGGGAACAGAGGAUGGCUGCCCAGAGCUUUGGCUGUUGAAGGGGUCUGAGGAGAGAGUGAAGCUGUUCUUCUUGUCCAGGGUGCUGAAGGGCUUUUCAGUGGCAGUGGGAUACAUUCAGUCUCCUCUGCAUCCACUGUUCAAAUGCAGUGUCUGUGAAGGCUUACUGGGAGUUGGGAUGAGACAUCAGUGAGCUCCACUGCUGUCUGGGAAGGGAGUGGAGUCAGUCAGAUGAGGUUUGGACUUUGA
Messenger RNA from Ficedula albicollis (Collared flycatcher), 6927 nucleotides. RefSeq names its product chloride voltage-gated channel 6 (gene CLCN6). The transcript is spliced from 23 exons. The coding region runs from base 1 to 2604 and encodes 867 amino acids. Gene Ontology annotation, biological process: chloride transport; transmembrane transport. Gene Ontology annotation, cellular component: lysosomal membrane; intracellular membrane-bounded organelle. NCBI's taxonomy places the organism in Eukaryota, Metazoa, Chordata, Aves, Passeriformes, Muscicapidae. The record is from RefSeq and is a predicted model, not a curated record. Gene Ontology annotation, molecular function: voltage-gated chloride channel activity.